This is a messenger RNA of Oncorhynchus keta (chum salmon), 2008 nucleotides long. RefSeq lists its product as uncharacterized. The record is from RefSeq and is a predicted model, not a curated record. The transcript has 7 exons. The coding region runs from base 552 to 1712 and encodes 386 amino acids. Lineage: Eukaryota; Metazoa; Chordata; Actinopteri; Salmoniformes; Salmonidae.
ACGUGCAUCAGAAAGAGCCGGUCAAAAAAAAAAAAGAGCCUUUCGUUGGCGAACAACACGUCACCCGUGCGCAUGUGCUGAAGUUUGAUGUGAGUUUUGCGCGAGAGAGGUGAGUUGUUGCUGCCUCGAAGCUAACUGAAAUCUGCCUCGGUCCUAACUGAAAUCUGCCUCGGUCCUAACUGAAAUCUGCCUCGGUCCUAACUGAAAUCUGCCUCGGUCCUAACUGAAAUCUGCCUCGGUCCUAACUGAAAUCUGCCUCGGUCCUAACUGAAAUCCGCCUCGGUCCUAACCGAAAUCCGCCUCGGUCCUAACCGAAAUCCGCCUCGGUCCUAACCGAAAUCCGCCUCGGUCCUAACCGAAAUCCGCCUCGGUCCUAACCGAAAUCCGCCUCGGUCCUAACCGAAAUCUGCCUCGGUCCUAACCGAAAUCCGCCUCGGUCCUAACCGAAAUCCGCCUCGGUCCUAACCGAAAUCCGCUUUCCUUCGCCGUCCGUUACUUUCAAACAUCUUGUUACGGUAGUUAGCAAAAGCUCAAAGCAGGACACCUCGGAGAUGAUUCUUUCUAAGCGGAUAGACUAUGAACAUUUUGAGACUCAGUCUCAAUAUUCGACAGACCAAGGAAGUCAAGGAGGUGAGACCGGUGGCUACAUCAGGGUGAAUCUGCAGUAUUGUGUGAGGUGGGGAAGCUCCAUGCGUCCAUCCAGACUGAGUCGCUCAGCCUCCACCAAGGCUUCUGAAGCCUGGGGCUCCAGUGACCCUGCUGCCCAGCCGAGGAGGAGGAGUAGUAGUAGGCGGCGAGGGCAGGGUGAAGGGACAGGGCCGAACUGGGACUCUGCUGACUCAAGCAUCGUGAUCUCAGACGAGGCCACGGAUCUUGAUCUGAUUGACCAUCACCAUGGAAACCACAGUGUCUCAGAAUGUGGGUCACCACCGCUAGAGCUGUCAGUCAGCCAGGGGAAGGCUGUGAUUGGUGGAAAGGUGACAGGGCAGAUGGAAAGAGGCGUAGAGUCAGACGCUGAAUCCUGCUGCUCAUUGGACAGCAUUGUCUCUGGCCCCUCCUUCAUGGUUCAAGGCACUCCACUAACUCUUCCCCCUGGUCUGUGUUUGACAUGUCAGAGACUUCACAGAGAAGCCCAGAGGGGAAGACCCACUCCGCUGGACAAACUAACAGACAAUGAUCCCACUUCCUUGUCAUGUGACCAAUGGGUUCUCAUGAAGAAGUGGACACCCAGAAGACCACAGAACAUUAAAGGGAGGCUGUGGAUCCAUCUGGGCCGGAUUAGACACAGAGAGCAGACCAGGGGAGAACAGCCAGCCUGCUCCAGACCACACAUUUUCCUACAGAGGAACCUGGGGAGAUAUGAGAACCAGGCUGUGAGCAAAGGGAGGAAGAGGAAGAAGAGGUCCAGAGGAAGUCGUCAGAGGGCAGGAACAUGCAUCCAAAGCAACAGUCUCAAACGCAGUGGUCUCCAUAGCAGCGCUCUCCAUAGCGAUCCUGAUGAAAAGGCGGAGAACAGUGAUGACAGCAGUCUGGAGUGUACACACAGGGUCCUCACCUUCCAGGUGGUCCCUUCCGCCGUUACCAUGGAAACCCCGCGGGAGGCCACGCCCCCACAGGAGGAGGAGCCCAGGAAGAAGAGCGGUGGCUUCAGAUCCCAGCUGGCUCAGCUCCAUGCCAACCGCAGCCGCGUCGUCAGGGAAACACACACAUGACUGAUGACAUCACUGUCAGAUUCCAAAUAUGUUCUUGAUUGUUUUGUCAAUUCUCUACCUGCUUCUGCUGUUUGUUCUCCUUCAAGCAUGGCUGGAGGGAGUUACCAUCAGAGGGGACGUGCAUGGAGUUACUAUUUACAGUGUCUCUUAUACUAGUUGAAUCUAGUUUUGAAUGUAAAUAAUAAUCAGCCUCAUUGUCAUGUUUCUGCUGAAGUUAGUUAACAGAUAACUAACUUCAUCUGUAUCAGAUCUUCCCUGUUUAUUUCACACUGAAGAAUACAUGUUAUUUUAUUGUA